AGGAAUCUCCUCCUUUGUUUUGCUCCCUCUGUUGGCGUUGGGUUUGUUGGUUGAGAGAGAAGAAAAUCCCGAAAGGCGAAAGUCCAGAAAGAGCAAAACGAUGUCGUACGACGAGGUGGAGAUCGAGGACAUGGAGUGGAACGAGGAGUUGCAGGCCUACACGUACCCGUGCCCUUGCGGGGAUCUCUUCCAGAUCACGAAGGAAGACCUCAAACUCGGUGAAGAGAUUGCUCGGUGCCCUAGCUGCUCUCUCUAUAUCACCGUCGUCUACAACAUCGAAGAUUUCCUCGCCGAUUCCGACCAAAAUCGACGGAACAAGGGUCUCCAACCUUCAAAACAACAAACCGUAACCGUUGCUUGAAUUUCAGAUGUCCUGACAUGUGGGGUGCGUAGUAGGUUUUGUCACGGCAAUAUACUGUUUUGCAGAUAGGAGUUCUUGGUAUUUCUUAUGGAAAAGGGAGAAAAGAAUAUAUGAUAGAUUUAUAUUGCAGCAAUAAUGCUGCUGUUAUUUGCUCUUCUGAAGGGAAUAGGGAGCCAAAAAUUUUGUCAUUGAAUUUGUUUCAAGUUUGAUAUGUCUCAUGUAUCUGGUCUGUGAAACAUUUCUUGUAUUAGUUAGACUUCAUAAUACCACCCGUUUACUGAUUUAUAUA
Vigna angularis (adzuki bean) is the source of this 650-nucleotide messenger RNA. Its product is annotated as diphthamide biosynthesis protein 3. The transcript has 2 exons. Gene Ontology annotation, molecular function: metal ion binding. The record is from RefSeq and is a predicted model, not a curated record. Gene Ontology annotation, cellular component: nucleus; cytosol. Gene Ontology annotation, biological process: tRNA wobble uridine modification; protein histidyl modification to diphthamide. Lineage: Eukaryota; Viridiplantae; Streptophyta; Magnoliopsida; Fabales; Fabaceae. Bases 101 to 361 code for a protein of 86 amino acids.